Molecule: messenger RNA, 399 nt
Organism: Bursaphelenchus xylophilus (pine wood nematode)
Lineage: Eukaryota; Metazoa; Nematoda; Chromadorea; Rhabditida; Aphelenchoididae
Source: the annotation of a GenBank genome assembly
AUGACCCUGCAAGUGUUUGAAGCGUACGUGAGGUCAUUAGUGAAAGCCGCUUGGAGAGGCGAUGUUCUACCGGGAAUUGAGUUGGUUUUCUCUGCUGGUAAAGACGGGACAACCAAGCCGAGUGGUUUAAAUAGGGAUGGUCAAUUUCGACCGAAGAUCCCAAGCCUCAAAGCCUUUUUAAUUUUCCAAUGGUGGGCAUGUACACACACACAUUCCUUCCGUUCGCACCGCGGUGAGCAGUUGGGCUUCCUGCCGACGAUGCCGUUGCUGGCAACAAUCCCUCCGGAGGAUGGCAGAAGCUCAACCCGUGGCAGGACCUUCUUGAGGAUUGGCACACUGGAGAACCGACGUGACAUCCCCAUCUUGGCCCCGAAUCAUGGCCCGUUUCUCUACUUUUGA